Messenger RNA from Pungitius pungitius (ninespine stickleback), 1346 nucleotides. RefSeq names its product dynein, cytoplasmic 2, light intermediate chain 1 (gene dync2li1). Bases 97 to 1167 code for a protein of 356 amino acids. Lineage: Eukaryota; Metazoa; Chordata; Actinopteri; Perciformes; Gasterosteidae. The record is from RefSeq and is a predicted model, not a curated record. Gene Ontology annotation, cellular component: axoneme; ciliary basal body; cytoplasmic dynein complex. The transcript has 13 exons. Gene Ontology annotation, biological process: intraciliary transport involved in cilium assembly; intraciliary retrograde transport. Gene Ontology annotation, molecular function: dynein heavy chain binding.
AUCAAACUGCGCUGUUACUCUGGCAACGCUCGGUUGGGUUUUCCUCGGUGCUAGCUAACGUUAGCUGUAAGUUAGCUCUUACAGUUCUCAGAGUUGAUGCCAAAAAUAAGCUCGGACACGCUAUGGGAGCAGGCUGCCGCGGAGGUCCUCAGCCGGGAGGCUGAAGGCGGGGAGGAGGACGCAGGAGAGACGCUCAGCGAGAGGACCGUGUUCCUAAUGGGGAGCAAGUCUGGGGGUAAAACGUCCAUUCUCCUCAGGUGCCUCGACAGGGAUGAGCCAUCCAAGCCCACUCUGGCGCUGGAGUACACUUUUGGCAGACGGGCCAGAGGACACAACAUACCCAAAGACAUAGCCCACCUAUGGGAACUGGGAGGAGGGACCUCUUUGUCGGACCUGGUCCGAAUCCCCAUCACUGCCGCCAGCAUCAGGUCUCUCUCUGUCGUCCUCAUUCUGGACCUCUCCAAACCCAACGCCCUGUGGGCAACCAUGGAAAAGCUGCUGCAGGCAGCACAAAAGCAGCUGGAGAAAGUCUCUUCCCAGGCUCAACAAGCACAGAAAGCCAAACACCAGACGGCUGCUCAUUUGGCAGCACGUGUGUUACCUAAAGACUAUCCUGACAGAGAGCUGAUCAGUCCCUAUCCUGUUCCAUUGCUGAUUAUUGGCAGCAAAUAUGACAUCUUUCAGGAAUUAGACUCGGACAAGAGGAAAGUGGUUUGUAAAACGCUGCGUUUUGUUGCUCACUACUAUGCGGCUUCACUUAUUUUCACAAGCAUCAAGUCGGAGAGCUUAAUAUCAAAAACCAAGAGCUUCUUCUCCCACCUGGCUUUUGAUCUGGACAGAGGGAAAACUGUGUGCUGUGACUCCACUAAGCCUCUCGUCAUUCCAGCAGGCUCCGACUCCUUCAGCCAAAUCGGGUCGCCUCAUACUACUGAUGUGGACAUUACAUCUCUGCGUGCCAAAAACCCCAAGGACCUCUGGAAGAAGGUCUACGAACGCGUCUUUCCCCAAGAGAAUACCGGCGAGCAGAGAGAAUUAAAGGAUCCGGCCAGAGACCCACAAUACAGUGAGCCUCAGAUUGAUGCCAUGAGGGCCCAGAAAGACCAGGAGUUGGACCAGUACAAAAGGAAUGCAGCUAAGUCCUGGAAAGGACUGGAGCUGGAGACAUGAGACGACCAGCUGUAUGAUCACACACACACAUACAUAUGAAUGUAAAUACAGUAUGAAAUUUGCUUUAUUUAUUUUAUUUUGUGUAAUUAGUUUUUACUAUACUCAUGACGACAUUUUUACCACAUUACAAUAAACAUUAUUUUUACUUAUUGACACAUUACAAUCACAAUAUUAAAAAA